This is a messenger RNA of Lottia gigantea (owl limpet), 1626 nucleotides long. RefSeq lists its product as hypothetical. Lineage: Eukaryota; Metazoa; Mollusca; Gastropoda; Lottiidae. Gene Ontology annotation, biological process: carbohydrate metabolic process. The coding region runs from base 1 to 1626 and encodes 541 amino acids. The transcript has 8 exons. The record is from RefSeq and is a predicted model, not a curated record.
AUGUUGGCCGCCGCCAUUACUAUUAUUGUUUUGGCCCCACGUUGCCCGUAUAAACCUGAUUUAAAAUGGUACAACAAGGAUCCUGGCUACAAGAUCUAUGUUCAAUCUUUUAAAGAUUCUGAUGGCGAUGGCGUCGGUGAUUUGAAUGGAUUAAAGUCUAAGAUUGACUAUUUAGUGGGUUUGGGUGUAAAAUCUAUCUGGUUGAAUUCUAUUUUUAAAUCUGAUAAUGUGGAUGGAAGCAAUGGCGUUGUGGACUAUAAGGACAUUGAUCCACAACUAGGUACAAUUGAAGACUUACAAAGCUUGACAAAGGCCAUGUUCAACAAGGAUCUGCAUCUGAUCCUUGAUUUCAUUCCCAAUCAUACCAGUCGGAAUCAUACCUGGUUCCAGAAGAGUCAGAGAGGGGAAAUUGGGUUUGAAGAUUAUUACGUUUGGGCUGAUAAAGACAAUGGUUGGAAAAAUGAUGGUGGUGGAAGUUUAUGGCAGCUGGAUACAGUACGUAAUAAAUACUACCUACAUCAGACGGCCACCGAGUUCCCAGAUCUCAACCUGAAAAAUGAAGCUGUACAGAAGGAAAUGACGGAAAUCUUGAAAUUCUGGGUCUCGAAAGGAGUUUAUGGCUUCCAUGUAGUAGGAACUCAAUAUCUGACAGAAAACGCAAACUUCAGUACCCAAAAUGGCAAAGACGAAUACAUCAACUAUAAGGAUAAUUUGGAGGUCAUCAGCCAAUGGAGAGGUGUCUUAGAUUCUCUGUCUAACAAACCAGGCCGUGAAAAGGUUCUUAUGACCUCUUUACCAGCCACGUUAGACAAGAACACAACUAUGAAUUAUUUUGGAGAUGGUGAACAGAAGGGAUUCCACAUGGUUGCCAGCCGAGUUUUUGCUGAGUUAGAUCAAACCUGUGAUGCUUUGUGUCUUGAUAGAAAGAUAGAACAGGAGGGUGGGGAUAUUUCACAAUGGAGAGGAUGGGUGUUUGGAGAUGAAGAGACAGCUAGACCUGCGACAAGAUUCCCUGGUAAACUGGGUAGAUUGAUGAGAACAGUACAGAUGUUCUUACAAGGUACCAGCUUUAUCUAUUAUGGUGAUGAACUACCAAUGGAGGAUGGAGAGAACAGUGCCAGUCCACCAAUAGAUGUCUAUAGAUCAACCACUGGAGGAACUAUUCGAGAUAUAUUCCGGACACCAAUGCAGUGGGAUACAACUGAGAAUGCUGGUUUUACUGAGGGAACACCAUAUAUACCACUGUCUGCUGAUUAUCAAACCAACAAUGUUAAAGUAACCCAUGAGUUUGUAUCAACGUUCAGUUUUCUAGACUUAGUUCGUGAUUUGAUUGCUUUAAGAACCAAUGAAUCUAUUCAGUUUGGAGGACUACAGUCUCAAGUAGAAGAUAAUGUUUUGUUUGUAUACACAAAAGCUGAAGGAUUCCCCGCCUAUCUGCUGGUAGCCAACUUUGAUUCCAUGAAACACAGUGUACCUCUGUAUGCUGGGGAAGGAGCCAUGGCGCCUAAACUAGUAUCUAGUGCCUUUAGCACCGAGGAAAAAGCCAGCGGCAAAAUCAUAAACGUUGAUGGUAAACUUGUUACUAUCAAUGCGCAAACUGCCCGAGUUUUUAAAUUCAUUGAAUAA